Mytilus trossulus (common blue mussel) is the source of this 1233-nucleotide messenger RNA. RefSeq lists its product as uncharacterized. The transcript is spliced from 7 exons. NCBI's taxonomy places the organism in Eukaryota, Metazoa, Mollusca, Bivalvia, Mytilida, Mytilidae. Bases 6 to 1004 code for a protein of 332 amino acids. The record is from RefSeq and is a predicted model, not a curated record.
UGAAGAUGCAUAUUAUAUUAAGGAUAAUUUCUAUGUUGCUUAUGUUGCUGAGUUUAGAAGUAAAUAUUUGCUACUGUAACAUUACAAAUUUUGAAUUGCAAGUUGGGCGACAUCAUCCAGAAAGCAUUUGUGAUGAAUUAUUUCAAAUACAAGCUAACACAUCAGUAAUGUUGUUUGGUGACGGUUAUCCUAUAGACCCACCAUGUACAAUCAGUCUUGUAGGAUAUUCAAUGCAGAAUAGAACAUUCGAGGACCUUUGUUAUGACUUCACCGAAAUUGGCUUACCAAGUAUUUCGAAUAGUUCGGUUAUUGUCAAAGCUUGGUCGUUAGUUGUAUACGAGAACGAUACGGCUACCUACAUAGCGUUUAACGGAACUUCGCCGUUCAGAAAAGACAUGUUGACGAAUGAUGGUCUCGUUUUACCUUUCUGUGGACAAGACAAUAAUGAGGCGUUCCUGCUAGAAAUAGAUAUAUUCAUUCCAAUUUAUGUCAACAAAUCACAGACAAAAACAUCACCAUUUUUUAAAGCAAAUAGCAGACAACGUUUCAGUCUCGAUUAUGCAGAAUAUAGAAAUACAAGUCUUACCUCCUUUUGGAACAUCAAUCAAAUUAUCUUACUGCGAAACCCUAGCAUCUGUGAUUGUCAAGGAUGUCUACCUUGUACAGAAGUAGUGGGAACAUUGGUUGAAAUUGCAAAGGACGAAGAUGAUUCGAAGGGAAACACAUUAGACUUCAACAAUCUUAUAACAAUCAUGGGAGGUGUAGUCACAAGCUUAUUUAUUCCUGUGGUCUUACUCCUUGUUCGACAUCAUAUUCGUAACCGGGGUGUUUCGGAACCUAAAGAACAAACCGGUAAAAGAAAUCCAGGCGAUGGUUCAGACGAUAUUGACGGAAAAAUGGACAACAAUGAUGCUGCCUCAACAGAAGACCAACACGAAUUGUGUUUGUUAACUCCAAGACAAUCUAUGACGAGCGAUGAGUUAUCUUUUCAUUCUGCAUAUUGAAUCUAGUCAAUUUCUUAUAUUUUACAAAGUAUCUUUGACAUAUAUAUAUAUAUACUUAGCUUGAAAUAAAAACAUAUAAUGGUGACUUCGACAAAAUCACAUCACUUUCAAAAAUGGUUUAUAAGGGGUGGUCAUUUUAAUGAAGCAAACAGGGAAUAAGAAUAGAGAAUAAGAAUAAGAAUACUUUAUUAAUCCAAUUGUGGACCCUUGCGGGUUUUAAAUUUCAUAC